Quercus robur (English oak) is the source of this 1101-nucleotide messenger RNA. RefSeq names its product zinc finger BED domain-containing protein RICESLEEPER 2-like. Gene Ontology annotation, molecular function: DNA binding. The transcript has a single exon. NCBI's taxonomy places the organism in Eukaryota, Viridiplantae, Streptophyta, Magnoliopsida, Fagales, Fagaceae. The coding region runs from base 1 to 1101 and encodes 366 amino acids. The record is from RefSeq and is a predicted model, not a curated record.
AUGAAACCCUUAAGUGAUGCACCCCCUUCCCAAGCAACACCUACUGCAACAGCUGAACCUGUUGCCCAAGCUGUACCUACUGCCAUUCCAACUAAUGCUGAGGUUCCCCCACUUCCACCUAAAGGUAAUAAUCGGAAAAAGUCUAUUGCUUGGGACCAUUUUGAAAAAGUAGAUAUUGGUGAGGGUCAUUUUAAGGCUGUUUGCAAUUAUUGUCAAAAAACUUAUCUAGCUGAUAGUAAAGGGCAUGGUACUGCUAAUUUAUUGAAUCAUAUGCCAAUUUGUGUUAAAAACCCUAAUAGAAAGACACUUAAAGGGCAACAAACCUUAGCGUUUGAACCCAAAAUGGAUGGGGAGGAAGGGUUUCAGCUUUUACUGACAGCCUUUACUAUUGAGGCUUCUAGAAAGGCACUUACUGAAAUGGUUAUAAUAGAUGAGUUGCCUUUUAGGUUUGUUGAAGGUUAUGGGUUUCAAAGAUAUGCAACAACCUUACAACCUAAGUUGCAAAUUAGGGAUAUCCCAUCUCAUCAAACUGUGGCUAGGGAUGUGAUUGACAUUUAUGGUGUUGAGAGAGAGGAACUAAAAGGGGCCUUGAAGGGUCGUAGGGUGUGUCUUACUAUGGACACAUGGACGAGUAUUCAAAAUCUGUGUUAUAUGUCCCUUACAGGUCAUUUUAUUGAUGAUGAUUGGAAGUUGCAUAAGAGAAUUUUGAAUUUUUGUCAAGUUGAAGACCAUAAAGAGGAGACUAUAGGUAGAAAGAUUGAGUUGUGUUUGCGUGAGUGGGGUAUUAGUGGCAUAUUCACUUUAACAGUGGACAAUGCUAGCUCAAAUGGUGCCACCAUUAAGUUUUUGGAAAAUGUAACUAAAGAUUGGGAGGGGACUGUUUUAGAACAUGAGUUCUUACACAUAAGAUGCUGUGCACAUAUCCUAAAUCUGAUUGUGGGGGAUGGUAUGAGAGAAAUUGAUGCAUCCAUUGCAAAGGUGCGUGAAGUUGUGAGGUAUGUGAAGUCCUCACCAAAUAGGAAUCAAACUUUUGUGGGUUUUGUGGAGAGAUUAGGUAUUGAGUCUAAGUCUCUUCUUUGUCUAGAUGUACCAACUAGGUAG